UCACAAAGUAAACAGAGCAAAUAAUAUCAUAUUAUUUGUUUUUUUUUGUGACAGUGCUGUUUGUCUAGCCUCGUGGUGUUUUGACAAUCAUCAAACGCACGCGUAUUAUUUGGUCCUGUUAGAGCGCAGGAUCACCAGAAAGGCUGUCUGUGGCACCGCAGGUGGUCCGAGAGAGAGAGAGAGAGAGAGUGAGAGAGAGAGAGGGGCAGAGAGAGACAGAGAGAGGCGUGCUGCACAUUGGUCGGGCUACUUUUCUGACGACACACCAACAAUCGUCAACCUGUGGAUAGGGCGCGCGCGGCGCUCUGCUGUCUCCACUGCCACCCUCUCCCCUCUGACACCGAGCCCGACAGUCCAGGACGCAUGAACUGGGAGAGGGUGCCGGGUUCGAUUCCCCACGGAAGGACAGGUACCGAAAAGUUGAGGGGCUCGUGCGCCAUCCCCGCUUCAUGAAUGGCCGGAACAUGGAGGAGAUGCCAUUCGAAAGAGUCAAGACCCGGAGGAGAAAGGGUCGAUGCCCGGCCGGUGCACCCCUGGGCGCCAUCGCCUGCGAGGACGAGUUCAACAGCCACGAGCUGGAGGCUCUCUUCCAGAACUACAACCUGAAGCUGGAGCAGACCGCCACCCUCAAAGCGCUGGCGGUGCUCAUCGUGGCUGCGUCGUCGUUGUCCCUGGUGGAGCUGCUGUCCAGCCCGCGUCUCACCUUGUCCAAGGGCUCGUACCCGGUGCACUGCGUGGUGUUCCUGUCGCUCUUCAUCGUCACCAACGUCAAGUACUUGCAGGUGACGCAGCUGCAGCAGAUCGCCAAGCUCGCGCUGCUGUUCAGCUUCACCUUUGCGCUGCUCUGCUGCCCGUUCCCGCUGGCGCUCGGCACGUCAGAGCUGGUGAGCGCCGGAGCCCCUGAGCAAGGCGUUUGGCAGCUAAUGUUGGUCACCCUCGUGGCUUACGUGCUGCUACCGGUGCGGACGCUGCUGGCGGUGCUGUUCGGGGUGAUGCUGGCUGCAUCCCACUUCAUUGUCAUAGCGACGUCGGUCACGGGGAGGAAACAGAGGCUGUGGAGACCGCUGGUGGCCAACGCCGUGCUGUUCACCAGCGUCAACUUGUCGGGGGUGUUUGUGAGGAUUCUCACCGAACGCACCCAGAGGAAAGUCUUCCUGCAGGCCCGGAACUGCAUCGAGGAGAGGCUGAAGCUGGAGGACGAGAACGAGAAACAGGAGCGUCUGCUAAUGAGCCUUCUGCCCAGGAAUGUUGCCAUGGAGAUGAAGGAGGACUUCCUGAAGCCUCCUGAGCGGAUCUUUCACAAGAUCUACAUCCAACGUCAUGACAAUGUCAGCAUCCUGUUUGCAGACAUCGUGGGUUUCACCAGCCUGGCCUCUCAGUGCACCGCUCAGGAACUGGUCAAACUGCUCAAUGAACUUUUCGGGAAGUUUGAUGAGCUGGCGACAGAGAAUCACUGCAGGCGGAUUAAGAUCCUGGGGGACUGUUACUACUGCGUGUCGGGACUGACCCAACCCAAAGCCGACCACGCCCACUGCUGUGUGGAGAUGGGACUGGACAUGAUUGACACCAUCGCGUCGGUGGUGGAGGCAACAGAGGUGGAUCUGAAUAUGCGUGUGGGCCUGCACACCGGACGGGUGCUGUGUGGCGUGCUGGGCCUCAGGAAAUGGCAGUAUGACGUCUGGUCAAACGAUGUCACGCUGGCAAAUGUGAUGGAGGCCGGAGGGCUGCCUGGCAAGGUGCACAUCACACGGACCACCUUGGAGUGUCUGAACGGGGACUACGAGGUGGAGCCGGGCUUCGGGCACGAGAGACACGCCUUCCUUCAGAAACACCACAUAGAGACAUAUUUCAUCGUGCCAUCACACAGACGCAAAAUCUUUCCAGGACUCAUUCUGUCAGACAUCAAACCAGCCAAGAGGAUGAAGUUUAAGACCGUGUGCUACCUGCUGGUGCAGCUGAUGCACUGCAGGAAGAUGUUCAAAGCAGAGAUCCCCUUUUCCAACGUCAUGACCUGCGAGGAUGACGACAAGCGGCGAGCCCUGCGGACCGCCUCAGAGAAGCUGAGGAGUCGGACGUCCUUCUCAGCCGCCGCCGUGCAGCACUCGCCGGGAACACGAGUCAACCGCUACAUCGGGCGGCUCAUCGAAGCGAGACAGACCGAGUCCGAGACAACAGACCUCAACUUCAUCACCCUGUUCUACAGGAGCGGAGACAGGGAGCGCCGGUAUCACCAGGUGUACGACGACCAUUUCAUCAGCGCUGUGGUUCUCUCUCUGAUCCUCGCUGCUCUGUUUGGCCUUAUCUAUUUGCUAAUGAUCCCACAAGGGAUGCUGGUGCUGCUGCUGCUGGUGCUGUGUGUGUGUUUCCACGUGGCCUGUGUCAUGUACCUUCAUCUCACCAGUGUUCAGUGCCAGCCGGGCUGCCUCACCAUCCACAUCCGAACGGUGCUGUCUGUCUUCCUCGCUCUGCUGACCUACUCUGUAACCCAGGCGUGUGUGGUUGGAUGUGUUCCUUGGGGCAGAUUUGGGACAAACUCCAGCCUCUCGGUGGAUGACGCCCCUGCAGAAGCUCUUCCUGAGGUCAGACCUCCCAACAGCACGCUGGCAGACAGAGCUUGUACCAACAUGGCGUACGCGCUGCUGUCCUGUGUGGCCGCCACCCUCACUGUUGUCCCCUACCUCCGAGUGUCCUCGCUUCCUAAGCUCAUCCUGCUCUUCCUCCUCUCUGUCACCUACACCGUCGUGAUGGAGACUAGUGGCUAUCGGCAAGCUGUGGGAGGAGGGUUUCUCCACACGCGUGGGUAUGAUCCUGUGUUGGCGGUCUUGCUGUUUUCUGCAGCUCUGGCUCUGCAUUCGAGACAGCUGGACCUGAAGCUGCGGCUCGACUAUCUCUGGGCCACUCAGGCGGAGGAGGAGAGAGGCGACAUGGAGAAAGUGAAGCUGGACAAUAAGAGGAUCCUGUUCAACCUGCUGCCGGCUCAUGUUGCUCAGCACUUCCUCAUGUCGAACCCCAGGAACAUGGACUUGUACUACCAGUCCUACGCUCAGGUCGGAGUGUUGUUCGCCUCCAUCGCCAACUUCAACGACUUCUACAUCGAGCUGGACGGGAACAACAUGGGCGUCGAGUGUCUCCGGCUGCUCAAUGAGAUCAUUGCCGACUUUGAUGAGCUGAUGGACAAAGAGUGCUACAGGGAUAUCGAGAAAAUCAAGACCAUUGGCAGCACGUACAUGGCUGCUGUAGGGCUGGUUCCUACAACUGCCUCCAAGGCGAAGAAAUCCAUCACCUCACAUUUAUGCACAGUGUCCGACUUUGCCAUCGAGAUGUUUGACGUCCUGGACGCCAUCAACUACCAGUCGUACAAUGACUUUGUGCUGCGAGUAGGUAUCAAUGUAGGACCAGUGGUGGCCGGAGUUAUCGGAGCCAGAAGACCUCAGUAUGACAUCUGGGGAAACACGGUGAACGUAGCCAGCAGGAUGGACAGCACAGGAGUUCAGGGAAAGAUACAGGUGACAGAAGAUGUUCAUCGCAUCAUCACAGACCACUACAAUUUUGUUUGCCGCGGUCAGGUCAGCGUUAAGGGCAAGGGUCAGAUGCUCACAUACUUCCUGGAGGGGCGUCGACAAGGCAACCGGGCAGUUAAGAGCCCGCAGCAGCAGCAGCAGCAGUCCGGCAGCACAGAGCGGCGGUCAAGCGCGUUUAACCACGGCAGCGUGUGCACCAGACUGAGCCCUGGACCCACUGUCACCACCUACGCCUCCAUCAGGACCCCAAGCCCGAGCACAACAAAACCCACCACCUCCACCAGCACCUCCAGGUACCUGCCCUCUGUCCCCACAGCCAUGGUGUGACGGAUGUCUCCAAGGCGACCGUGGGAAACAGAAAUGAGAGUGGAUGCAGGAAACUAGCAGUGGAAAGUUAGCUUUAACAGCGAGAGUUUAUUGAAAUAGGAAGUGGAGCCACUCCUCUUCUUUGGUCUGUGGGACACGAAGAGGCUGAUGCGCUGAUGCCACAAAGGGAGACCUGGACUCGGGUCUGACCUGUGUUUAGGACUGAUUUUGACAGUCUGAGGUGGAUCAGACCCUCGCACAUGCAGGCUCUGGUUGUCUGUUACUUGCCCUGGAUACAGGACGCUUUAGCCGCGCUGCUCUGCAAUCAAACAACGUCCGAGUGAAUCUCCACGAUUUCAGAGCCUGACUCCUAAAAUCUGCAUCCACAACAAUAACGAACUGCAUCAAAACGGACCUGAUAGUGUAGCACACAUCCGUAAAAUAAAAAUCCUUUAACGACUUCAGCUGACCCUUUUCUCUCAGUGUAAAACCAAAACAGUGCUGUUGCCUUAGCGACCACUCCUCACAAUGAGUUUCUUGCCAUUUUUUUUUGUUGCCUUUUAGAUCUUUUAUUGAUUUAUUGGACAGAAAUACAGUUUACUACCUGUUUCUAAAGCCAAAUGUAUAAUUGUAAAAUGGCAGUUAACGGUACAAAGUUGCCAAAUACGACAGGGCAUCGCCUUCAAUCGUGUCCAGGUUGGCGGUUUACUUUACGCGCUACACUUUAACCCUCAACGCGGCGGCACACGAGCUGGACUCUUCUUUGAUCCCCUGAGCCGAGCCACUCAGCGUCUUUUAAGUGCAUGAUGCCACUACUGCAUUUCAGUCACGUUUGCUGUCUGUUGCCCUGUGAUGCUUGACUUCCAGAUUCUUCCUCGUCUAAAAGUGUAGCAAUAAAAAGCGGUUUGUCUCCUUCCUCGGCCUCCUGCCCCCCCCCCCCCCCCCCCCCCCCCCCCCCCCCGCAUGCUGUAGCCGGCUGGAUCCUCUCUUUGACCUGAUAGUGUAUGUAGCUAAUAGAGUGUGCGUAGCUAGACACACCAGUUUGUAUCUCUGUGGUGCAUGACUUAGAAACUUAUUUUCUGUAUCGUGCGAGUGAUUCCUUCCAAACGGGGAUAUAUUCAAAAAAAAAAGACAAAAACCUUUUUUCCGCGUGUUUGUUUAUUAACGAGAAAAAUUUUCUAUUGUUGAAAUAUUCAGUUUGACUAUUUUUAUGAACUUAAAAAAAAGCUGCUUUUGGUAGAGAGAAGAAAAAUCUGCUGUUUACGAGGAGACACCCAAACCUCGGUGUCUGGCUUCCUCAUACAAACCCAGAUGAUUUAUUUUAUGGUAAAGCAUGCUACUCACAGGACGGCUAACCACAGCCAUUAACUCUCCUCUAAUCUGUCCCAGCAUGCACCGCCUGCAAGCCUGUGGCCUCGAACAUGCAUGCUUUGAAGAAGCUAACACAGGCCGAGCAGCUGUUUUCAUGUAGUCCUCAUGCAUGCGCUAAAACAAAAAAGGUAGCGGUCCUCUUGAAUGUAAAGGUGCUCUUUUGACCCGUGUCUUCUUCAUGAGUUUUUGAGUGUGUGAACAUCUCGAGGACAUUUCUUUCAGGACGGUUGUGACACCAGGUGCGGGGUUGGGGGGGGGAAGGGUUGCUCCUCCUCUUUUUCUCCCCCUUCCUGCAGGUAGCUGGUUUUUCAAAUGUGCCAACCUAUUUUCAUAAACAUAUCAAAGUCGUUCUUGUUGAGCUGUAGCACAACUGAAUGUGAGGCUACGGUUGUUGUCAUUUCUUUUCUUUAUACCUUGUUGAAUGCCUGUGUGGGUUUUUUGUUUUUUUUGGGAUAUGUUCCUGAACAGUUUUUGUAACUCAAGACAACAGCGAUAGUGUUGUAUUUUUUGGAGCGCCUAUAACCUGACAGAAAUGACGUCGUUCUUCUCGUCACAUUUAAACUAGAUCUUUACAGUAGCUUGAACGCUAACGCUGAGAUUAAAAAUGAGGAUUUUUAUACACUUGCUUUAAAACCGUUGAAGGAGAGUUGAUGGAAAGGAUUGACGUCAAAUAUUUUUCCUGUAAAUUGGAUAUUUUCAUACUGUAUGAUACGGGUUUCAAUUGUUAUAUGUAGGUAUUACUAGCUAUUAUUGUACAUUGUAGAGUCUUUUUUCAAAGAUAUAUUACAGACGAUCACAGAUUUGUCUCGUUUUUUUGGUUGCAGAUGUAUUUACUGAGAUGUUUUCUGUGAAUGUACAUUUUGUUAAAGAUGAUAUUUUAUACUAAGUGUUUGCACUGCGAUGAUAUCGACGUAUUAAGGUUAUCAAAAUAAAACCAGAGGGGAUCCAUCUCCUGAAGUAA
Messenger RNA from Labrus mixtus (cuckoo wrasse), 6159 nucleotides. Its product is annotated as adenylate cyclase type 1-like. Gene Ontology annotation, molecular function: adenylate cyclase activity. Lineage: Eukaryota; Metazoa; Chordata; Actinopteri; Labriformes; Labridae. The record is from RefSeq and is a predicted model, not a curated record. Gene Ontology annotation, cellular component: plasma membrane. Gene Ontology annotation, biological process: intracellular signal transduction; adenylate cyclase-activating G protein-coupled receptor signaling pathway; cAMP biosynthetic process. Bases 450 to 3848 code for a protein of 1132 amino acids. The transcript is spliced from 20 exons.